Messenger RNA from Alternaria viburni, 492 nucleotides. RefSeq lists its product as uncharacterized. The record is from RefSeq and is a predicted model, not a curated record. Lineage: Eukaryota; Fungi; Ascomycota; Dothideomycetes; Pleosporales; Pleosporaceae. The transcript is spliced from 2 exons. The coding region runs from base 1 to 492 and encodes 163 amino acids.
AUGUGGGAUCGCUUACAGCGAUACAAACGUAAUGUGGAGCUUGGACGACUCGAUCCAAAUCCAGAACGGGACGAGUCUUUUCGCAACGAAGAACCGGAAAAAGCCUCACUUGUUUUGCGCUUCUCGCUCAAAGAAGAGGCGCUCGGCAACUCUCAGGUUGAGAUGCUUGCCCGACAAUUGCCCGCAGUCUUCAAGGAGGCCGGGGUUCUUGUGCGGCGAAUGGAGUACGUGGAGCUUGAGCGACGAGACGAUGCAGCGAAGGCUUUCCGCGCCGAACCUGGAAGACGCGACAAGAUGGGUCAUGGCGAGCAUGAGAAACAGUCUGCGACACCUGAGCCAAGGAAGCGCAAAAGCUCGUACUCAGACACGCUUCUGGCACCUAAGAGAAAUGCGAGAGAGAGCUCGCUCACAUCAGAGGAAGCCACCGAUUCAGGCUUGUGCACGCCGCCGAAGAGAUAUACAAAGCCGGGGUCUGAGGCUCAUAAGUGCUGA